Microsporum canis CBS 113480 is the source of this 828-nucleotide messenger RNA. Its product is annotated as PEP phosphonomutase. The coding region runs from base 1 to 828 and encodes 275 amino acids. NCBI's taxonomy places the organism in Eukaryota, Fungi, Ascomycota, Eurotiomycetes, Onygenales, Arthrodermataceae. Gene Ontology annotation, molecular function: catalytic activity. The record is from RefSeq and is a predicted model, not a curated record. The transcript has 2 exons.
AUGCCCUUGAAGACGACAAUGUCUCAGAACGAUCGUGCGCUCUUCCUUCGCAGUCUUCAUAAGAAAGGCGAUCCUUUAGUCCUUUGCAAUGUCUAUGAUGGUCGGACCGCAGACAUCGUCCUUAGCCACAAGGGAAGCAAGGGUGAACAUUCAGCAAAGGCUUUGGCAACCAGCAGUUUUGCCGUGGCGGCCGUACACGGGAAACCCGACGAAGAACUCGAGCCAGAAAUGCUCGCGAUGGCAGCCAAGGAUAUCGUUGGUGUAAUUAACCGCCACAUAUCCACCAGAGAAAGCAAAGAUCCUAUCCCACUCUCAAUCGACAUGAGAGACGGAUGGGGAGACAGGCUUGAAGAAACCAUCACAUCACUCAUCGACGCUGGCGUGGUAGGAUGCAACCUUGAGGAUGAAGACAAUGAAACAGGAAAGUGCAUGCCUUUACCUCAAGCAGUGGAUCGCAUUAAAAGGGUCAUGGCCAAGGCAACUGAGCUGGGUGUUCCCGACUUCGUCAUCAAUGCGCGAACGGAUGUUUUGGGGCACGGUGGGACAAUAGAAGAAGCCAUUGCAAGGGGGAAAGCGUUUAUGGAAGCUGGUGCCUUUUGUGUUUUUGUCUGGGGUGGCAACCACGGGCGUGGGGUAACGAGGGAGGAAGGGAAGAUGUGUGUUGAUGCAUUUGAUGGAUUGUGGAAUGCGAGACUGAAAACAGGGCCUGGUUUCCUGACCGUCAAGGAAUUGACAGACAUGGGAGUGAGGAGGAUCAGUUUGGGAAAGGAGCUGGGUGAUAUUGCAAUGGAUGCAUACCGUGUUGCUGUGGAGAAGGUUUUGGCCUGA